Messenger RNA from Geodia barretti, 2712 nucleotides. NCBI's taxonomy places the organism in Eukaryota, Metazoa, Porifera, Demospongiae, Tetractinellida, Geodiidae. The record is from the annotation of a GenBank genome assembly.
AUGUCAGAAUUUGACAGAGUACUCGGGGGUGGGAUUGUGCCGGGAUCCGUAGUCCUGAUCGGCGGCGAUCCGGGAAUAGGCAAAUCUACGUUGUUACUACAAGCCAGUGAUGCAUUGAGUCGGAACUAUGGAGAUGUGCUUUACGUUUCCGGUGAGGAAUCUGUUAGCCAGACAAAACUCCGUGCAACUCGGCUCGGUGUUUCGUCUGAUACACUCUAUGUACUAUGUGAAAACAAUUUGGAGCAGAUUGAAAAGCAUAUUGCAGCACGGUCUCCGAAGGUUGUCAUCGUUGAUUCUAUCCAAACGGUUUAUUUGUCGAAUAUCCCAUCCGCACCGGGGAGCGUCACCCAGAUUCGUGAGUGUGCUGGGCAUCUCCUGAUUUGUGCGAAGAAUCGGAAUAUACCGGUGUUUCUCGUCGGGCAUGUGACAAAGGAGGGAACACUCGCUGGACCUCGCGUUUUAGAGCACAUGGUGGAUACUGUCCUCUAUUUUGAAGGGGAACAGCAUCACAUCUACCGCAUCCUGCGUGCGAUUAAAAAUCGAUUCGGUUCCACGAACGAGAUCGGAAUCUUUGAGAUGCAGAGCACAGGGCUCGUGGAUGUGAUGAACCCGUCAGAACUCUUUUUAAGCAACAGAGAGGCAGAAAUUUCAGGAUCUGUUGUGGUCUCCAGCAUAGAGGGUACCCGUCCCCUGCUCAUGGAAGUGCAGGCGCUUGUCGUGCCUACGAAUCAUGGAAAUCCCCGCAAUACGGCAGCCGGGGUGGACCGGCACCGGAUUGCCUUACUUAUUGCGGUUCUCAAUAAACGGGUAGGCAUUAACGUUGCGGAUUCCGACGUUUUUGUUAACAUUACUGGUGGGCUACGCAUUGAUGAACCCGGGAUUGAUCUCGGUGUUAUGAUGGCAAUCUCCUCAAGUCAUCGAAAUCUGCCUGUGGAUAGGCAGACUGUUGUAAUCGGAGAGGUUGGGUUGGGUGGUGAAAUUCGUCCCGUGACGCAUGUUGAGAGACGAAUCCGGGAAGCCGCGAAGUUAGGAUUCAGACGGGUGAUUUUUCCUGAGUACAACCGGAAAGGCUUGGAAAUUGACGAAGAUAUUGAACUUAGCGCGUCCGAAAUAUCGGGGCAGAUGCUGGCAACCGGGUUUCUUUUUGAUGACAAUCUAAAGAUAGCAAUUGUUCUCAGUUUGGGGUACGUGGGUAUGAUGAGCGGCUACCAUCUCUCUACAACACAUAUUGCGGAUUCAACGGAACCACUUCGUAGAAAUAAGGGACGGCGCGGUUUUGAUAUCCUUCGUGCGCUUCAGAACAAUCUGGGAAUUGAUGUUGAAAUCUCAGAGGAAGAAGUGCCGCAUUUGCCAGAAGUUGAUGCGAAGUUGGUUCAUCUCGCACAAAAGCAAGGGGCAACGAUUAUCACAAACGAUUUAAACCUCAACAAAGUUGCCGAAUUACAGAGUGUGAAUGUCCUCAAUAUCAACGAGUUGUCGAAUGCCGUACGUCCUGUUGUCAUUGCCGGUGAGGUGAUCCAAGUGCUUCUCCUAAAGGAAGGAAAGGAACCGAAUCAGGGGGUUGGCUAUCUUGAUGACGGAACGAUGGUAAUCGUUGAAGACGGGAAACCCUACAUCGGGAGUGUGAUUAAUGUUGAGGUUACACAGAUGUUACGAACGAGCGCGGGUCAAAUGAUUUUCACGCGAAUAAAAGAAAAUGAUAUGGACAGUGAUGAACAGCAAGAUAUUGAUGACAAGAUUAUCAAUCGUGCGGCAGAGUUAGGUGUCAGCGCAAAGCAGCUCGCACAUCAGAACGGCGAAGCGUUCUUUCAGGAUUCCCUACGCCUCGGUAUCCAUCCCGCAGAUGUCCAUCCAAAAGCAACCGAACACAUUCCAGAGAUGAUAAGUUUAAUUCAGAUCCUGAUUGAUAAAGGGGCGGCUUAUGUCAUUGAUGGAAGUGUUUAUUACCGCGUGAAUCAAUUUGCUGAGUAUGGGAAACUUUCCAAUCGGAAGCCAGAGGAUCUCCUCGCCGGUGCGCGGGUUGAAAUUGAUGAGCGGAAGGAGGAUCCGCGGGAUUUUGAUAUGUGGAAAGCUGCGAAGCCGGGCGGAUGGGCAAAUCGGAACAGAAUUUUAUCCUGCUACGCGACGCACUCGACCAUUUAUCCCACUGAGGUGAUUCGUCAUUUCCUGAUUUCGGCACACUACCGGCACCCACUUGACUACAAUCCGGAGAGUUUGGUGAAAUCGGAAGGGGCUCUCAGACGUUUGAACAACUGUUUGGAUGCCUUGAAAAAGUACGAUGGGCAGUUUAAUGCGAGCGAAACCGAGACUUCGCCGCUUCAGGAUGCGAUCCAAACGAUGAAGUCGCGGUUUACCAAUGCUAUGGAUACAGACUUUAACACCGCGCAGGCACUCGGUGCUAUUUUCACUCUUAUUGGCGAAGUCAACAGAUCGCUCAGCACUUCUGAUGGAGCAGAUGCUCCCGUUUUCGCACAAGCCUAUCAAGCGUUGACUGAAACCUGUGAGGUGCUCGGGAUUUACAAUUCGGAUGCCCAAGAUGACAACAACGUGGAGCAACGCGAUCAACUCAUUGCGCUGUUGUUAGAGAUAAGACAGCAGGCUCGAAACCGCAAAGAUUGGGAUACAUCCGAUAAAAUUCGUGACAGGCUUAAAGAACUCAAUAUUGAAAUCCAGGACACCCGCGAGGGGGCUACUUGGAAAAUUAUAUCAUGA